Messenger RNA from Macrosiphum euphorbiae (potato aphid), 1200 nucleotides. The record is from the annotation of a GenBank genome assembly. NCBI's taxonomy places the organism in Eukaryota, Metazoa, Arthropoda, Insecta, Hemiptera, Aphididae.
AUGAUUGGAAGCAACCAAUUGCAUACUGUUUUUAUCAAUAAUAGCUGUACAGGAAUUCAUCUUCAAAAUACCAUAUUCGCCGUAAUCAGUCGUAUCCAAAAAACAUCACUUAAAAUUAAAGUAUUAACAAGCGACCAAGGGUCAAAUUUUACUAGUUUUUCCAAAACAAUGAAUGUUUCAUGUGAACGUCCAUUCUUCUUUGUUAAUGGGCAAAAAAUAUUUUAUGUAUUUGAUGUGCCACAUUUACUAAAGUCAACAAGAAAUAAUUUUUUCAAGUAUCGUUUAACUUUUUUAAAUGGUACAACGGAGAAAAAAUUUCUUGUUGACUUUUAUAAAUCGGACCAAGGCAUAAAUAGGCUUGCGCCCAAAUUAACUGAAACACACAUCAAUCCGGGACCGUUUCAAAAAAUGAAGGUGAAAUAUGCAGCCCAAGUUUUCAGCAACACAGUUGCAGCAACAAUGCAAUGCUGUGUUCAAGUUGGUUCACUGCCUUUAACUGCUGAAACUACCAUAACAUUUAUUGACCAUAUGGACAAAUUGUUUGACUUAUUGAAUUCAAAAAAGAAAUCUGGUAGUAAAAAUUUUAAUCGACCAUUUAAGAACACGGCUAAACAGAGAGAACAUUUACUCCAUAUGCUCGAAGUAUUUAAAAACAUGAGAGUUCUGGAUACCAAGAAAGUCGAUGGAGAAACUGUAAUAAUUGAUGUUACAAAACGAAUGAAAUUUUUGAAUGGUUGGAUGAUAACAAUUAGUUCGUUAUUAAUGUUGUGGGAUGACAUAACCAAAACACCGAAUUUUGUGUUAUGCUUUUAUAGAUUUAAUCAGGAUAUCAUUGAAAAUCUGUUUGGAGUAUUUCGAAAUCAAAACGGCAAUAAUGUCAAUCCCACUCCAAUACAGUUUCUAUGGGCUUUUAAAAAAAUAUUUUUUGUCAAUUAUUUCAAACACUCCGAAGGAUCAAAUUGCUUAGAAGAUCUUAGUGAAAUUUUAACUACUAUUGGGCAUAUUUCACCACCGUUGAACAAUUCAUGUGUGCUAUUUCCAGACAAAUCUCCUUUUAAUUUUUGUAAUUUAAAAAUAGGUACCACUGAUUACAGAGAGUUAAACGUUCCUGCCCAAAAUGCCCUUACGUAUGUAUGUGGCUACUUGAUAAAAAAAUAUAUAGAUAAACAUAGCUGUGAUAUAUGCCUAAAAUUAUGCUAA